AUGUUUUUUUUUCAGUUGAAAUAUAUUUAUUCUCAUUUCAUAUUUUCAAUGGUUUAUUAUAAAAAUUUGAUUUUUAGAACCUUAUCUGAUUGGAAUCAUUGUUUUUUUGGACUCCGUUUCUGUCCAAGCUUCACCAAGCACCUGGUCAAGGAAUUGGUAGAGAUGCUCUACGAAGCUGACGCGGAUGAAGACAACGAGCUCAAUUUCGUUGAGCUCUGUCGCCUGUUGGAAGUGCCUGGGGCACCCGUGACCCACCUGGAUGCAAAAAUCUGCAGUGAGAUAGUCCGCUACACACUUUUUCAUUGUUUUUGUUUCUCUGCUCCUCUACUUUCUUAUCAAAAUUUUUUCCCGGAGGUAUCAUUUGGUCUUCCUGCGGCGGCUUGUGUGGCUGGCACCACCAUUUUUUUCUGGAUUAAAACAAAUUAA
This is a messenger RNA of Caenorhabditis elegans, 426 nucleotides long. RefSeq names its product EF-hand domain-containing protein (gene C36C9.6). Gene Ontology annotation, molecular function: calcium ion binding. Bases 1 to 426 code for a protein of 141 amino acids. NCBI's taxonomy places the organism in Eukaryota, Metazoa, Nematoda, Chromadorea, Rhabditida, Rhabditidae. The record is from RefSeq and is marked reviewed. The transcript is spliced from 2 exons.